Molecule: messenger RNA, 1767 nt
Organism: Fopius arisanus
Lineage: Eukaryota; Metazoa; Arthropoda; Insecta; Hymenoptera; Braconidae
Product: odorant receptor 22c-like
Exons: 7
Coding region: 79-1767 (562 amino acids)
Biological process (GO): detection of chemical stimulus involved in sensory perception of smell; sensory perception of smell
Cellular component (GO): plasma membrane
Molecular function (GO): olfactory receptor activity; odorant binding
Source: RefSeq, a predicted model, not a curated record
AGCAAACCAAGGAAAAGAUGAGAAGGACAGGGUUCUUCCCUUUCAACUUUGGGUGGACUUACCAAUCACGUUGACCCCAUGAUGUUCUCAGGUUGGCACUGCUGCAUAUGCUACUUCUGCUUUGACAAUUUCAUCUGCCAAAUCAACAUCACCCUCGUCGGCCAGUUCAUAAUUCUCCAGAAGGAAUUGCGGGAGCUUUAUGAUCAUCGCGUUGCCCUACUCUCCGAAGACGAGAGUUACAUUCGUCGCAAAUUAGCCCAGUGCGUCGAGAAACACCAACAGUUGAUAGAUUUUACAAAGAGGGUAAAUGAACUUUAUCGGAACGUCAUCCUCGGCGUCGUCGUACUCCUCAGUUUGCUGAUAUGUCUCGAACUGUUUCAGUUGAUGACGGUAAGUCAUUCACCCAUAAAAAUUCAAAUUCUACCGAUCUUUUCUGCUGUUUUACUCCAGACAGUUGGCGAGACUCUCACUAAAAUUCAUUACUGCGUUUACGCCUGCGGAAGUAUAACUCAGCUCUACUUUUUCACACUCACCUGCAAUGAUCUGACAGAAGCUAGCCUAGCGAUAUCCGACGCAGCCUACGACGUCCAGUGGUUCCUCAUGAAAUCCAAGACCAGGCGGAAUGCUCUGAUGAAGGACCUGCAGCUCGUCAUCAUGAGAUCACAGAAAAUUAACAGCUUGUAUGUCGGUGGAUUUUCACCUGUCACUCUCAUGACAUUCACAUCUGAUGUGAUGUACUGUCUAGUCGCUAUUAUUUGUGACACAAUCAACAACGCCAAGUUCUUCACCUUCAUGCUCAAGCGGAAGGAGUACCAUAAUCUUCUGAGAAUGGCGAGGGACACGCUGUGGGCAGGAUUUGAGACUGAAUAUGGGAGGAAGGUUUUGAAAGAUUGUGAAAACCAGGCGAUGAUUUUCGUUAUUGUAUUCGCUACCUUCGCACAAUGCUCCGGUAUCCUCUAUCUAUUGGAACCGAUUUUACUGAAUAUACAGAAUAAUAGUACAGACGUGAAGGAACGGCUGUUUCCAUUUAAAAUUUGGUUUGACCUGCCAAUCUACGAGAGUCCAAAUUUUGAGAUUUGGUUUCUCAUGGAGAUGUUUGUGGUUUAUCACGCCUGCAUAUUGUACUUCUGCUUCGACAAUUAUCUCAUUCUCGUCAACAUCUUCAUAACUGGACAAUUUUCAAUCCUCAAGAACCGCCUAGAGGUUCUCUACAACAAAAAAAACAUCCAGUCAAUCACUAGUUGCUGCAGAGACGUGAAGAUUCAUGAAGACGACUCCCUGAUCUCCAUUUCUCAAGAGUUCAAGAGCUGCAUCAGACAGCAUCAAUUGCUGAUUGGUUUUGUAGAUCAGGUGGAAAGCGUUUACACACUCAUGAAUUUGAUUUCAGUCCUGCUGUACAGUGGAAUGAUCUGUCUGUCUGGCUAUCAGCUUAUAGUGCCAGGAAAUACGCUGAUGCGACGAAUCAAGUUUGUAGCCUUCACCUUAGGAUGUCUGACGCAACUCCUCUCAUUCUCAUUCACCUGCAACAAUGUUUCCGUCAGCAGUGUUGAUCUGAGUGAUGGGCCCUACAACUCAGUUUGGUACACCAAAAAUUAUUUGUCCAAAGGUCGAUCGCAGACGAAAGACUUCAUAAUAGUAAUCAUGAGAUCCCAGCGUCCCUGUUAUUUCACAGGAGCUGGCUUCUUCCCAGUCACCCUGGACACCCUGAAAUCAGUUCUCACGACUGCUUUCUCAUAUUUAACACUGAUAAGACAGUCUGCCCAAUAA